Messenger RNA from Thrips palmi, 12095 nucleotides. RefSeq names its product laminin subunit alpha (gene LanA). The coding region runs from base 101 to 11110 and encodes 3669 amino acids. Lineage: Eukaryota; Metazoa; Arthropoda; Insecta; Thysanoptera; Thripidae. Gene Ontology annotation, cellular component: basement membrane. The transcript has 55 exons. Gene Ontology annotation, biological process: axon guidance; regulation of cell migration; regulation of cell adhesion. The record is from RefSeq and is a predicted model, not a curated record. Gene Ontology annotation, molecular function: signaling receptor binding.
CUCCUCGUGCCCGUGCCGCAGCCAGGGCUGGGGCGGAACGGAACGGAGUGUGGAGUUGGGACCCACGCAGUGACACGCAGUGGAUCUUUGUGAGUGAGAAAUGCGCUGGGAAGGCGGAGGAGGCCACGGCCGCGGCCGAGGCCUGCUCGCCCUCGCGGUGCUUGGCGUCCUGGCGGGGUGGGGCCCGGCCGAGGUCCAGGCCGAGCUGCUGACGCCGCCGUACUUCAACUUGGCCGAGAACCGGAGCAUCACCGCCACCGCCACCUGCGGCGAGGACUCGCAGGGGCCCGAGCUGUACUGCAAGCUGGUGGGCGCCAUCGGCGCCGGCGCCAACAUCGAGCGCGAGGGCAACAUCAGCCUCAUCCAGGGGCAGGUUUGCGACUUUUGCGACCCCACGGAUCUGCGAAAGAGACACCCGGCGGAGUACGCUGUCGACGGCGCCGAGACCUGGUGGCAGAGCCCUCCCCUGUCCAGAGGCAUGAAGUACAACGAGGUCAACCUUACGAUCGACCUGGGCCAGGAAUUUCAUGUGGCUUAUGUUUUCAUCAAAAUGGCCAAUUCACCCCGCCCAGCCAUUUGGGUCUUAGAACGAUCGACAGACAAUGGCAAGACAUACAAGCCCUGGCAGUACUUUGCCGAUUCUCCGAAUGAAUGUGAAGCAUUAUUUGGUCCUGAGACCCUGCAGCCAAUUACAAGGGAUGAUCAAGUAUUUUGUGAAAUGGAGUAUUCUAAAAUCGUCCCGUUGGAAGGUGGAGAGAUAGUUGUAUCCUUUCUGAAAAACCGUCCAUCAGCAAAUGAUUUCUUCAACUCCACAAUUCUUCAAGAGUUCACAAGAGCCACAAAUGUCCGUUUGAGGUUUUUGCGGACAAAGACUCUUCUAGGUCAUCUUAUGUCAGUAGCAAGGCAAGAUCCUACUGUCACUCGCCGGUAUUUUUAUUCCAUCAAGGACAUCAGUAUAGGAGGUCGCUGUGUUUGUAACGGACAUGCUGAGAACUGUCAUAUGACCAGUGCAAAAGAUCCAUACAAGCUACUGUGCCAGUGUAAACACAACACUGGGGGAGCAAACUGUGAGAAGUGUCUUCCAGGAUUUGAGCAAAAACGUUGGCGACAAUCAAAGCACUACGAGUUAUUUGAGUGUGAACCUUGUAAUUGUUAUGGGCAUUCAGAUCAAUGCGAAUAUGAUCCUGAAGUGGAUGAAAAACAUUUGUCAAUCGACAUUCAUGGUAAUUAUGAGGGAGGUGGAGUUUGUAAAAAUUGCGCCCACAACACAGAGGGUACAAACUGCCAUCGCUGUAAGGCAAAAUAUUAUCGACCCUAUGGCAAAGAACUGAAUGCUACAGAUGUUUGUCAACCCUGCCAGUGUUAUGAUCCCCGCUUCACUGGCAACUGUGCUGAGUUGACGGGCGUGUGCGAAUGUAAGGCAAAUUUCACAUCACCCAACUGUGACAGCUGUAGUUUUGGGUAUUAUUCAUACCCAGAAUGCAAGCAAUGUGAAUGUUUUAUUAAUGGCACCAGAGGUGGUGUGUGUGCUGCUGUGGGAGGUCAAUGCGCCUGCAAGCAGGCUUAUGGAGGCAAAUUUUGUAGACAAUGCACACAAGGCUUCUUUGGAUUCCCUGAUUGUACAGAAUGUGCCUGCAAUCCAGUCGGUUCUCAAUCAAUGGUGUGUCAAAAUGAAACAGGCAAAUGUCCCUGCCGAAGUAACUUUGGUGGAAGGCAAUGUGACCAAUGUGCUGACGGUUAUCAUAACUAUCCUGAUUGUAUCUUUUGUAAAUGUGAUGCCAGCGGUACGUUACCUGAAGUAUGUGAUAAAGGAACUGGGCAGUGCUUGUGCAAAGAAGGCUAUGAUGGUGAAAGAUGUGACAGAUGCAAACCAGGAUAUCACGGCUAUCCAAACUGUCACCCAUGCAACUGUAGCGAUAUUGGAAGCUCCUCUUCUAUUUGUGAUGCAAGUGGCAAAUGUCCUUGUCUAACAAACUUUGCUGGACGCACCUGUGACCAGUGUCGCCCGGGAUAUUACAAAUUCCCUGAGUGCUUACCUUGUAAUUGUGACUCCCAUGGUUCGCAAGGUGUCAGUUGUGAUGCCAAUGGUCAUUGCCAGUGCAGAGAAAAUUUUGAAGGAGCUCGAUGUGAUAAAUGUAAAGAAGGACUCUACAAUUUCCCUAUCUGUGAAGAAUGUAACUGCAAUCCAUUUGGUAUUAUCUCCAACUUUGCUGGCUGUGGUUCACUUCCAGCAGGAGAGCUAUGUCAGUGUAAAUCUCGUGUGGAAGGACGCAUUUGCGAUGAGUGCAAACCCACAUACUGGAACUUACAAAAUCAUCAUAGAGAGGGUUGUGAAGAUUGUGAUUGCUAUUUACCCGGUGUUACGGGUGGCAUAAAUGUUUGUGACACCAAGUCUGGACAGUGCCUCUGUAGGCCAUCAGUUGGUUCUCGGCGCUGCAAUUCUUGCAAAGAUGGUUCUUUCAAUCUUACUGCGGACAACUUAUUUGGAUGCUCUGAUUGCGGCUGUGACAUUGGAGGGUCCGUCGGCAGCACUUGCAACAAAGAAUCAGGACAGUGUACAUGCCAUCCUCGAAUAAUGGGUCGUACUUGUAAUGAACCAAUCGACCUUCAUUACUUCCCAACCCUGUACCACCUACAAUAUGAAGCAGAAGAUGGUCUGACACCUGAAGGAAAUACUGUACGCUACCGUUGGGAUGAAAAUGAGUUUGCCAACUUCUCUUGGAAAGGAUACGUCUUCUUCACAAUUCCACAGAAUGAGAUUAACUACAUUGUGAAAAUAGAAAAGCCAUCACUUUACCGUAUGGUGCUGCGCUACAUGAAUCCUGGAUCUGAACCAGAAACCGCCUACAUAUCAAUCAUUCCUGAGAGUGCAGUAGAUCCUCUGCAGACCCUUGAAGUUCUCUUGAAACCAACUAAUGGCACACCAGCAUUCACAACUGUGGCAGGAAAAUCCAACACUAUUCCUCUUCCUCUUGUCUUGGAUCCUGGAACUUGGCUGAUCACAAUUAAGUACAGGGGUGCACAACCUCUUUUAUUGGAUUAUUUUGUAUUGUUACCUGCUGCCUACUAUGAAGCUGGAAUUCUUUUGAAACCUGUUUCUGAGCCCUGUGUGGUUGGCAAUCAAAGUUUAUGUCAGCAAUAUCACUAUCCUAAAAUGAAUGGUUGUGAUAUAGUGAGAGGAGAAACCGCCCUUGUUGAUGCUUCGGGUAGUCCCCAGCCUAUCAGAGAGAUAUAUCAGGAUGAAAAGCACUUGAGCACUGUUGGUCUCACCAGCAACCCUACCAUGCUCUCCUCAACUCAACCGGAGCUUCUCCUAGACAUAACUAUAUCAGAGCCUGGCAAGCAUAUUCUUGUGAUAAAUUACGUAACGCCACCAGAUGUGACCAGCAGCACCAAUGUCACUUUAACAAUUCGCAAUGAGAAUUCCCAAUCUGGCCGAUCAAGUCUUCCUCCAUGUCCCUACACGACUCCCUGCAGGCAAGCAAUUAUUGACAACCAAGGCCGUGUUUCAUCAUUUCAACUUGAUGGGAACUACAUCAAGUUUAGUUUAAAAGCAGAUGGUCCGGCUAACGUUGCUAUUGACUGUAUAGUUGCAAUUCCAAAAGAGGACUGGUCUUUGGAUUACAUUCAACCUAAGCCAGUGUGCAUAAAGAAAGAUGGCCAGUGUGUGGCAGCAAAGUUCCCAUCUCCCCCAAAUACUAAGAAGUUUGUGUUUGAUACCGACAAUAGUAUGUCUUCAGUUAAACCCCCAAUGAUUGCGGACAAUUCAAGCUCAUGGAUAUAUGUUGACCUAAAAAAUCCCAGUGUGGAUUUGGAAGGCAAACUUCCUGGUCCUGGUCAAUAUGUGUUUGUUGUACACUAUCAUCAACCAGAUCAUCCAGGUUUUAAACUCGAUACCAUCAUACAAAAUGGAAAAUACCAUGAGGGUGUCCUUCCAAUCCUCCACUGCCCUUCAAACUCCGGUUGCCGCUCUGUUAUUCAAAAAACCCAGGGUGGAAGCAAUAGGACUUUACUCUCAGAUGACUUUAUUUUGACCCUGAAACUGCCAAACCAAGAAGCAUCAUCACACUUAGGAGUAUGGAUCAACCAAGUUCUAGUCAUUCCUGCAGAAGAAUACCAUGAUGAUAUUCUCAAACAAGACAAUUUAGACCAAACAGGUGCUUUCAUAAGCAAGUGCGGUCAGAACAACUUUUACCUGGACCCAAAGACCAAGGGAUUCUGCAGGGAGUCUGUGUUCUCCCUUACUUCAGCCUACAACAGCGGGGCUCUUAAGUGCGAAUGCAAUUUUGAAGGAUCAACAAGUUUCAAAUGUGAGAAAUUUGGUGGCCAGUGCCCUUGUAAACCUAAUGUAAUAGGAAGGCAGUGUACAGAAUGUAAAAAUGGGUAUUAUGAUUUUCCAAACUGCAAGCCUUGUGACUGCCCACCAACUGCUUCAUGCGAGGAAAAAACUGGAAAGUGCCAGUGUGCUCCCAAGAUUAAAGGGGUCAAAUGUGAUGAAUGUGAGGACAAUACCUUUAAUCUGGAUCCCUAUUUCGGAUGUGAGGACUGUGGCUGUUCCCCUGAGGGUGUUGUUGACAACAACCUGCAGUGCGAUUUGAACAAUGGAAGCUGCUCAUGUAAGCCAAAUAUUAUUGGACGCCAAUGUGAUAAAUGCUUGCAGGGGUAUUGGCAAUUCCCUCUAUGUACAAUUUGCUCUUGUGAUCUACGGGGCAGUAAAGAAGAAAUUUGUGACCAGAAUACAGCUCAGUGCAACUGCAAAACAAAUGUAGAGGGUGAAGCAUGUGAUGUCUGUGUUGAUGGUACUUUUGAUAUUCAGGCAAGCAAUGUCGAAGGCUGCACAAAAUGUUUCUGCUUCGGUAAGACCAGCCGCUGUGGCAGUGCUGCCCUAUUCCGAGCACAGAUACGGAGUAUGGAUGAAUGGGAGUUAGCCACAGUUACAUACCAACCAACUGUGGACAUAUCUCCAAUGUCGAGCCGUCCAGAUCCUCCCGGAUCAGAGGGAAUAGUAGCUGACUUAACAGACUCAGAAGCAGUAGAUAAAGUUGUUUUCUUCAAAGCACCAAGAAGUUACUAUGGAAAUAUGCUCACAGCAUAUGGAGGAAAACUGAAUUACACUGUUUUCUACACCACUGGUACUUUUGGAAAUGCCGUAUUAUUCCCAGAUGUGAUUCUACAUGGGUCUGCUACCAACCAAUAUCUUCUUCACUUUAGUGAUGAGCAGCCUCCAGCAUCACUGAAGUACAAUGCUUCUCUGCCUAUCAUUGAGGCCAAUUUCGUUCUUAGCAACGGAUUGCGUGUGACAAGGGAAUUACUUAUGCAAACUCUUCAGACUCUAGAUGAAAUUUACAUCAGGGCCACUUAUUGGGACCAAAGUGUUACCUCACGUCUUUUAGAUGUUAGUCUGGAUACUGCACAAGAACAGUAUAAUCCUGAUGGAGUUGCCCAUUCAGUGGAGCAAUGUCUUUGUCCCCCUGGUUACAAAGGCCUCUCAUGUGAAGAUUGUGCUCCAGGGUUUUAUAGGUCUUCAACUGGUCCCUAUGGUGGCUAUUGUGUUCCUUGUCAAUGCAACGGGCAUUCAGAUGUCUGUGAUCCCAUUACUGGUAUAUGUAUGGACUGUAUACACAACACCACUGGCGAUCAUUGUGAAGAGUGCUCUGUUGGCUAUCAUGGAGAUGCUACCGGAGGUUCACCAUACGAUUGCCUUAUCUGUGCAUGUCCACUACCUAUUGCUUCAAACAACUUUGCUACCAGCUGUCUUGUCAGCCCUGAUGGUAACAGUAUCAGCUGUGAUUGCAAAGAAGGCUACUUUGGAGCUCGCUGUCAUUCAUGUGCUGCUGGUUACUAUGGUCGGCCAGAAGUUCAAGGUGAUUACUGUAAGCCAUGUGUCUGCAAUAACAAUAUUGAUCCAUCCGAUGCAAAUUCAUGUGACUCUGUAACGGGAGAGUGUAUGACUUGUCUCAAUAACACUUUUGGAGAGAGCUGUCAGUAUUGUGCACCAGGAUUUUAUGGAGAUGCAAUCAUCCGUAAGGACUGCCAAGGUUGUAUUUGUGAUGUUUGUGGAACUGCACAGUGCAACAACUUUUCGGGUAUCUGUGAGUGUCUGCCCAAUGUAGCCGGGGAGAAAUGUGACACUUGUGCUCCAGACCAUUAUGGAUUCAGUACAUGCAAGGGAUGUACCGCUUGCGAUUGUGGUCUGGCAUCAGACAGUACGCAAUGUGAUGAUGUGACUGGACAGUGCCGCUGCAAACCAGGAGUGACGGGCAGGACAUGCGACAGAUGCAAGCCAGGUUACUGGAACUAUGGUCCUGAAGGAUGUGCCUCCUGUGGUUGCAAUCAAGAAUUCUCUCUUGGGUUUGGUUGUAAUGCUGCAACGGGUCAAUGUGAAUGCUUGCCUGGGGUCAUUGGAGAGAGGUGUAACGCCUGCCCCUAUCGUUGGGUUCUCAAAGAGGGAGAAGGGUGUUUCGAGUGUGAUGCUUGCACUCACGGUCUCUUGAAUGUGACUGAUGAACUUGCAGCUACAAUUGAUCCACAAAAGCGUGAUUUUGAGUCUGCAGCAGCUAGUCAUUUCACUCAGAAACGUCUUGAGUACAUAAAUGAUACUGCCCAUGAUAUGGCUCCAUUAGUGAUGAAACUUGAUCAUGUUGAUUUUGAUCCAAUCACUAAGGCUGUUGAAGCCCUUAAGAGUGAUGCUGAACAGCAUAGUCGAAAUGGAGAACACAAAUGGGAGUUGGCUAAGCAGACAGCGCCCGCUGGCUCUGCAGUGCAUCUUUCUUCACUUGAUCUAGAAAACGCCAUGAGUGUUGCAGCUGACAAGGCAGAAGACACUGUUAAAGAAAUUGAUACUAUCACCUACAGUUUGGAUGCAGGAUCAGGCACUCAAACUGAAUAUUCCAUUCGCAUCGGGGAAAAGGAACUGGAGGAGAUUGACAAACAAGACUUCUCUGACUCCAAGAAUGAAGCUGAGCGAGUAUUACAAAAAGCAGCAGAAGCCAAAGAGGACAUGGAAGAAUACUCAAAGCCAGUUACAGAUCAUACACACCUAUUGAAUGCAUUGCAAAAGCAGCUGGAUGAUUUCAACGAAAAAUUAGAGGAUUUGAGAAAUAAUUCAGACUCAACCUUGAAGAGGACAACUGAGACAAACAUCCUUAACCAGCAAAACAAGAAUGCUAAGGUAAAGAAUAAAAUCACUGCCGUUGAAAAUCUGGCAAAGACUGCUGCAGAGGUGUUAACUGAUUCAAAGCAGUCACUGAAUACAACAACAAAUUUAAUACUUGAGGCUAAGGAAGAUUUUGAGCAAAUUGGCAGUGAGGCAUCUAAGGUCAAAGAAUCUAAGAAUACCCUGAAUGACACCAUCACUGAACUGGGCAUCAAACUUAAGGAAAUUGAUGAUUUGAAAAUUUCCGCAGACAUUCAUGCUGAAAACCUGGAAAACAUGGCUGCUAAGCUAGAAAACCAGUUGUCUCCAGCCAGAGACAGAGCACAGUAUGCCCUGACUGCAGCCAAUGCUUAUGUGGAUAUUGUGAACACUACGCAAUAUGCAUUGAAAAUAGCUACUGAAGCAGAACAGGCAGCACAAAAUGCCUCCGAUCUGUUGCUAGGAUUAGGGGAUAAAACUUAUGAAUCCCAGGUGCGGUCGAAUGCACUCCUCCAAAAUGCAAGUGAUAAAUUAGGAAUAGCCCAAGGAAUGGCACCAAAACUUCAGUUCUCUAAAGAUAAUGUCACAUAUGUGACAGAUCUGACACAGUCAGGGGAAAAGGGAAUCGAUGACAUUGUCAGGGGUCUUGGAAACAUACCUAGUCUUUCAUUAAUUGACACUGUAAACAAGGCAGGUGAAGAAAGUGCGAGAGCUCAAGAGUCUGUGCAAGAUGCUGUGUCAGCUAUCAACGAUAUUUUAACUAUGUUGCCAGAGCAGUCACAGAUGGCUAAACAAGUUCCUAAAGAUUUUGGAGAUUCACGAGAAGCUAUAAAUCAAGCUGAUAACCAAUUGCGACUUCUUCCCAGAUUGGAUACAUUCAAAACAACUUCAGAUAACAUAAAUCAAGGACAAACAGCUCUUAAUAGGACUGGUGCUCUUGUGAAAGAUGCCAUUGAUGACUUAAAGAAAAAGGUGGCGGAAGCAAAAGAAAAUACAAACAGAAUCAAAGUUGGUGUACGGUUUUACCCUAAUACUACUUUGCAGUUGAGAAAUCCUGAAAGCUUGUCUCAACAGGCAACAUCUUCUCGAAUCUCUGUGUUUUUCAAAACAGAACAGAAGAAUGGCUUUAUUCUCUAUCUGGGCAAUGAGAAAGACACUAAUAGAAAAUUAAGACGAACAAAAACGGACGAUUACCUCGCAUUGGUAGUUGAAAAUGGCUAUCCAGUACUUAUUGCCGAUCUUGGUUCAAGACCACAACGGUUCAUUGUUGACAAGGUUGUAGCUGAUGGAAAUUGGUACCAAGCAAUUAUAGAGAGAAUUGGUAAGAGUGCCAGCCUGACAAUCCGUGAGGAAGGAAGGGAUGGGGAAGACAUUUUGCAUGUGAAAGAGGAUGUGAUCAAUGGCUCAAGUUCCAUUUUAAAUGUUGAUCCCGAACAUUCAAAACUGUUUGUUGGUGGUUACCCGACUUCCUUCAAAAUCCAAGACGAGAUCAAAGAAUCAUCAUUUGAUGGUGAAAUGGAAGACCUUGUUGUAGGAGACACUCCGAUCUCUCUUUGGAACUUUGUUGAUGCUGCCAAUAAUCACAAUGGUGCAAGAGAGAGGGAUCAGCUUGUGAAUCGUAAUCCGAACACUGGUUAUCGAUUUAAUGGUACUGGUCAUGUUGCUUUGGACGCCCGCUCAUAUCUUCAAAGGGACCGUUCCUCUGUACAAUUCGAUUUCCAGACCAAAAAAUCUUAUGGGCUAUUGUUCCUCAUUGGAAACGACAGGCAGUAUCUUUCUGUGGAACUCCGAGAUGGACGAGUCCUUUAUCAGUUUGACCUAGGAGAUGGAACAGUGAGGAUACUAUCUCCUGAAGGUGUCAAAUACAAUGAUGGAAAAUGGCACAAUGUAGAAGCAGGUCGUGAUCACACUACUGGUCUCCUUAAGAUUGAUCGUGAGGAAUCUGCAAAGUCCCAAUCAGGUGGUUCCAUAGUGGAACUUAUUGCAUCAAAUGUGAUGUACUUUGGUGGCUACCCGGACACCCAUUCAUAUAAAGAUGUCACAAACACUGGCUUUGAUGGAUGCAUUAAAGAUGUUCAAAUUGAGAGUGCUACAAUUGACCUGAGCAAGAAUGUAAAGGCUACUGGUGUAUCUCCAGGCUGCCCUCCUAAGCUUGUGAGACAAGUUUCAUUCAGUGACAAAGCUGCAGGCUACAUGCAAUGGCCUAACGUCAAUGCUUAUGAUGAAAUUCAAUUGACCCUGCGCUUCAAAACUUCAUCAUCUCCUGGCCUGAUUGCAUACAUCACGGAUGAAGACCAAACAUCUACUCUUUCUCUGUCUAUGGUGAAUGGCAUUUUAGUUUUGAGAUCAAAGACAGCAGAAGUAACUUCCAACGAUUCUAAGUACAACGAUGGGCAGUGGCAUGUUGUGACCGCAACGUAUGAUCAGAAUGGAUUGCAGAUAUACGUGGACGAUUAUGACAGUUUCAAAACACCAAAUCCGGGUUACUUACAAAUUCAAGAUGGAAGUCUCUUCUUCGGUGGGUUGCCCGAAGAUUACAAUCUCUCCCCGGGAGCCAGUGCAUCAGCCAAUCCAUUUGUUGGAUGUCUUGCUGAUGCAACUAUUGGAAGAGACCUCAUCAAUUUUGCCAAUAUCACUAGUCGCCGUAAUGUCAUUCUCAACAAGUGCCCCACAGGUUCAGAUCCUACUGACAACCCUGGACUUGAUGACGAUGGUAAAGGCCCAGAAGUAGAUGCGGAAGAACCAGCUGUAAACGUUCCAGCUCCAACUACACCUACACCCGCCCCGCUGCCGACUCCAGCACCGACUCCUUCUGGCCAGUGUGUCCUGCCAUUAAGUCCAGCUAGUGACCCAGAUGUGGAAGAGGGACAUGGCAUGCGCUUUGGAAGUAAACCACUCAGUCGUUUUGAGUUCGGAUCUCUCCAUAGGGCCUUGAAGAAUAGGUUUGAACUCACUGUUGACUUCAAAACAGAUCAACCUAAUGGCACGAUAUUCUUUGUUGCUGAUAAGAAUUAUCUUGAUCAUAUAGCUGUGUAUUUGGUUAAUGGCAAGGUUCACUACAGCUUCAACUGUGGUUCUGGCUCAGCUUUGCUUGUCAGCAAAGAAGCUUACGAUGACAAUCAGUGGCACUCAGUUAUAUUCUCUCGCAAAGAAAUGAAUGGCUCUCUUACUAUUGACCAAGUACUAGUGGCAAGUGGAGCAUCUGCAGGCAACACCAAGACUCUUAAUGUGGAACCUCCGUACUACUUAGGAAGCCUAGCAGAGCCUUUGCUUUUGAAAGAAAAGAAUCACCCGCUGAGCAUAUUGAAUAAUAUUCCUGGAUUUAUUGGUUGCUUGCGUGGCUUCAAAAUGAAUAAGAAGCUGGUCACUAAUCGUACUCUGUCAGAGGGAGUUUUGCCAUGUUCUGAUAAAAUUGAGAAAGGAUUCUUUAUUGGACCAGAGGGUGGAUACAUUAAAGCUUUCGAUAAAUUCCGAGUGGGCCUGGAAAUUAAUGUGUCACUCGAAGUGAAGCCCAGAUACACCUCUGGUAUUCUAGUGGCGGUGCACAGUUCCAAAGACUACCUUCUGUUGCAAUUGGUUAAUGGAACCAUCAAGUUCACUGUAGACAAUGGGCGCGGUCCCAUUACCGUCCAGUACACACCGCCUCAGCCACAGGAUGUGUGCAAUGGCGACUGGAUCAAAAUUGAAGCAAUGAAGUUGAAGAACUUUGUGACUAUUGGAGUCAAUGGAUACUAUGUGGAUCCAUUUGUUGGAGCUUCUGGCAGCGAUGCAACAGACACUCGGCAUCCAAUGUACAUUGGAGGAGUUCCAAACCUGCAUAGCCUGAGUGACCUUCGUGGAGCUGAAACAACAGAACAGUUUGUUGGAUGCAUCAGAAAUGUGGCCAUCACAAGAGACAACAAACCGUUCCCAAUGUCAUUGUCUGCAUCAAGAACUGUUGGCAGUGUCAUAAGUAAUGUGUGUCCGACCAUUUAAAUGGUGCACAAAUUAGAAGACCAAAUGACUCCCUGUGAAGAGUAAUGAUCAAUUAAGUUAAUUUAUCCAUGCACUGCCAUAAUCAUCUUAAAUGAAUUUCUUUUUGGCAAACCGAAUUAGUACAAUGCUAGAGUACUGCUAAUUUAUUUUUAUUAAUAAUAAUACCAAUAAAUACAAAAUUUCUUUAGUAAGUGGGAUACGUGAUAAGUGAAUAGGAGCAGCUUUCUUAUUUGGCAGUAAUUGUAUUUCUUUGUGUUCAUGCGAAAGAGGACAAUAAUCCAAUAAAAAGGGAAACAAGAAAGUAAAUUGAACUUUCAAAACAACCUUAAAGGUCAUGAAAUUUAUGUUUCUAAAGUUGAUUUGCUAAUUUCCUUUGAAUUCAACCUUGUUUUGAGAAGCUGUCUUCAUAUUGAAUGGAAUGAAUGAAAAAGUGGAACAAACUGUAGACUGAUUUUUAAUACCAUUCAAAGCUUGUAUAGAAUAGAGUAUGUCAAGUGCUAUUAUGAGAUAGAACGUUGUUUCUAAUUUCUUUAAGCCCACUCUGUAAGUAUGUAUGUAUGUUUGUAUCUAUGUAUGUAUGCUUGUGUGAAUGCUUGUGUGUAUGUGUUUGGUUGUAAGUAAAGAAGGGUUUGUGUUUAUUCGUAAGUUUAUUUGUCAGUAGCGUUCUUGAAUGUGUGUUUAUCACGGUUUAUGUAAAGGCACAAUUUAUAGUUUGUUACCUGAACAAGACAAGCAGUAUACUUUCUCACUUGGUACCAUGAUAUGAAUGAUUACACAGAAGUGUUAUUCUGAGAGGCAGUGGAUAUGGUGGACAUGGUGCUGUGUGCAACCUCUUACAGCGAAAAUAGAUAAUUUGUGAAUAGUUGUUAAAGGCUUAAAUGUUCUGUUUCUUGUUUUGUUUUGUGGUCUGUCUGACGUUUGUAAAUAUAUGUUGUAUAGAGUGUGAAAUUGAGGUUGAACAAUUAAAUAAAGUAAUGAUUGUUAA